AUGAUAAAUUUGUAAAUAAGUUUUUGGGAUGUAAGCAAAACAUCUUUGGGACAUCUCUCAUCUUAAUUGGACAAGAUGGAUCAAUUGACUUAGUCUUCUAGUUAGCUUAUCCAUACUUUUGAAACUGCCCAAAAAAUUUACUUAAAUUCUUGCAAAAAAUUAGUCAACAUUUCCAAAGACGGCUUGAUAGAGUAAAGUCAAGUAUACUAUAAAAUGAAAUACCUUAAUAGAAUUUUAUUGACAAAAGAAAACAAUACUAAUUAGAAUUAGAUUAAACUGCUAUAUCUAUUAGGAACACAUACGAUCAAAUUGAACAAGAUAAAUGUUAUUUUUCUAUCAAUUUAGCACAUGGAUUAUUUACAAGGUCCACAUUCCCUUACAUGCCUAAUUAUAUAAAUAAGUUUUGUUAAAAGCCCAAAAACUAAUCCAAACGAAUAUACCAAGCAUUAUUGAAAUAUGAAUAACCAAAAGAACAUGAAAUAAAUGUUACAAAUUAAUCAGUCAUUAUCUCUAAUAACAUUUAUAGUGUUAAAUUAGAUUAUUUAGAUGUAUUUUAUUUUGCAACAUUCAAUCCAAAAUAAUAAUAAAUUACAUCAAAACUUUAACCUUAAGUAAUAUAAUCUUAUUGUUAAAAAUUUGCUGAAUAAUUACCAGAAUUAUAAAAAAAAGAGAGCCUUUUGAUUUAUUUGUGCUAUUAUUUUAAUAACUUUAUAAAAUUUGCUUAAGCUUAGGUUGCUUUCCAUACUUUAAGAACAUAACGAAAAACUGUACCAAUAUUAUAAUAUUAUGAUUCAUAAUCAGAUGUAUUUUUAUAUAUUAAAGUAGUUCGAAAACUAAUUAUAAUCAUUUAUUACUUACAAAAAUAUCAAAAAAUGUGCUUUUAGUGAAAUCAUUAUUAAGAGUAAUGAAAAUUAUUAUAUAUAAUUAUCUGGAUAAACAGAUUCUUUAUAAAAUGUUGAAAUUUAUUGGAAUAUUAAUGAUAAUUUAGAAUAAAAAUUAGAUAACUUUAAUUUAUUAGAAACUUAAAAAUAGAAUCUUGGUAAAAUAUUGAAAUUAAAAAACAGAGCAUACCCUACAUAUUUUAAAUUAAAUAUUGAAAUAGAUCAAUAUCAUAAUGAAGAUCCAUCAAUAGAUGAAAUUUUUAAAAUAACAAAAUGUUAAAAUUAUUUCAAAAUGUUUCCAUUCAUAAUUGCUUAAGAUUCUUCUUUAUCUUAAAUAGAUAUUUGGUAUGAAGUUGAAUCAUAAUUGAUAAAAUUACCUAUUACUUAUGAAGAUGAAUUAAUAUUAGAAAAGAUGUUUCAAUAUAAUGAAGAACCAUGGGAAUAUUUAAGAUGGAUAAUUGUUAGAACUAGUGCACUUAAAAUAAAAAAAUAAAUUGCUUAAAUCAAAUUAGAAAAUAAAGCUAUUAAAUUAAUAUAGAAUUUUAAGAAGGAUGAUAAAAAAUAUAUUUCUAUUUUAAAUUAAGAUGGAUUUAAAUGUUAAGAUGAAUUAAUCCCACUUUAAAAUUUGCUUCCAUCUUUUAAUUAGAUUGACUUUAUUUUAAUUAAAUAGAUUAUUGAGGAUAAAUUAAUUGAUGCUAAAUUCUCUUAAAUUUAAGAAAAGUAAAAUAACCAAUUGUGA
Messenger RNA from Paramecium pentaurelia, 1620 nucleotides. The record is from the annotation of a GenBank genome assembly. Lineage: Eukaryota; Ciliophora; Oligohymenophorea; Peniculida; Parameciidae.